CAUUUGGGGGGGGGGGGGAGAGGUUCUCAAUAAUACUGCAACCUCUAUAUUUCAAUCGGGGCUUUCCAUGUGUUGUGCAAUCAAACAUAACAAGGAAGUGUUCCCGUUUUUAUUCGUACGUGAGCUCGCCAAUGAACCAUAGACGAAAACACGGAGCAACAUUUAGCACAAGUGUCUUCCUGAGCUGCAAGCAUCAUGGCGUUUGUUCUGACCAGGUUGCUGAUUUUGGUGGCAUUUGUCGUGAUAUCUCACGAAGAAUUCGUCAAAUUAGGACCGGGGAUAGAAUACGAGAAUUGUGGUCCGCCAUUUAUGGUGACCCUGUCUCCUAACCCACCCAAACUCAGGAAGGCCCUAUACAUCACCGUCGAAAUUGUGGCUGCUUAUGACUUAAUCGCUGGGGUUUUCGAGGCUUACUACAACGUUUGGCCGUAUUACUACAAAGAUGAUUACUGCGCUGACGCCAAGACCAUGGAUCCUAAAGGCUGCUAUAUCAGCAAGGGAGAAACGAGAGUCAUUACCAAGACAAUUUGGGUGGACGACAACUUCAAGGAGACUUACUACGUGGCAAAUGUAACCCUGCGUAACGAGGAUCGCGAACUGUUGUUCUGUACUAGGGUGAGGGCCAAAUUGUAGCAAGCUUCAUGACGUCAUGACGUUGUCAUGUGACCAUAGUGGGUUCACAUUUACUGCAGACUUGUCGAUAUGACACUGAAAUGUCAUUAUUUCGAAGACAAAACGUAAUCAUUAUCACGGAAAAUGUAAUCUUAGGGAGACAUUUCCAUAGGGUUGUAAUUACCCCUAAAGCCAUAUUCCCUUAUCCUACCCAACGAAUUUUGGUAUAUUUAUGUUUUGGACCACGAGCAAUCAAUCUAGCCUAUUUGCGACGUAACUUUGCCUCUAAAUAGGAGUUGUGACAUUAAGGAGACAUUGAAGUGUCUCCUUAAUUCCCAGCGUCUCCCUAAGGUAUAAUUUAUGACAACAUGUUUUCUUAAGUAUACAUUAACAGGAGUUGUACUCAGAAUAUUGCCAUUAUGUUGAUUAUCAACAGUGUAAACAGAAAACUAAUCCACAUGAUUAUUAGCAAACUGUUUUUUGUCUAAUUUCUCUAAAAGACCCUCAUGAAAUUAUUGUGUAAUUCGCAAAGCACAUGCAAAAUAUACAAAAUUAUGUAAAAAUUUAAAAAGAAAACAUUUCAUGACUUAAGAUGAAAUGAGUUGACAGUCGAAGAAAGCCGUGAAUAUGACUUAUUAGGAAUCUUUCAGCAUUUUGAGUUACUACCAUUGUUUGCUAGGGUCUAUACACCAAAACAAAAAGAAAGCACUAUAAUUUCGUGAAUUCUUUUGGAAGUAUAACUUUGAAUAAAGGAAACACAUCCUUGAAUUAAAUAUUGUCAUCUUUGAAAAGAAAGUCA
Patiria miniata (bat star) is the source of this 1411-nucleotide messenger RNA. RefSeq lists its product as uncharacterized. Lineage: Eukaryota; Metazoa; Echinodermata; Asteroidea; Valvatida; Asterinidae. The record is from RefSeq and is a predicted model, not a curated record. The coding region runs from base 196 to 633 and encodes 145 amino acids. The transcript is spliced from 5 exons.